This is a messenger RNA of Pundamilia nyererei, 3386 nucleotides long. It is a transcript of the gene misp3, whose product is annotated as MISP family member 3. Bases 324 to 2882 code for a protein of 852 amino acids. NCBI's taxonomy places the organism in Eukaryota, Metazoa, Chordata, Actinopteri, Cichliformes, Cichlidae. The transcript has 4 exons. The record is from RefSeq and is a predicted model, not a curated record.
GCACACUCUCAUGCAUAUUUGUCCACGUAUUAGUGAUUGUGGGUGAAUGAAAUGCAAAUGUGGGCGUGCACAAUUGUUGGACUGAUGGUGUUGGUGUGCACAAAUGAGGAGAGCCGGGCUCUGAGGCAUUGUGAGAGCCGAGAGCAGACAGAGUCCUGUUCUGCUGAUUACACAUCAGUGAAUUGAAGCAAGACAAGUGUGUAUUACACAGGAAUCUAUCAUUUGGAGGGCAUCUUCAAGACAGGUAUGUGCAACAGACUGACUGGCUGGAGGCCAAACAACCUGACUGCUCCAAACACUUCUACAUCAGCAGACCUGUCACCAUGGCAACAAGACCCACGGCCUGGCAGGAGCAGUGCCCUGUCAACUUACUUGACGAGUCGGUCAAUGAGUCUUGGGCGAGGGGUGACAACUUCCCUCUGAAAGGCUUAAAGGCACCCAAGGCAGAACCCGAGGAGGAUAUAGACACCCUGGAGCCUGAUGCUCAGGUCAAUACUCAGCGGGAGAAAGAGACUAUCUCAAAAAUCAAAACAGCUGAUGCGACUAAAAUGGAAAAUGAAGGAGCUGCGAGAAUAAGGGAGACAGAGGAAGCAGUGAUGGGAUCAGAGCAAGUUCCUAAAAACCUAUCGAGAGGACUAAAGACUCAAGAGGAACCUGAAGUUGAGUUAUGCGAGGAAGUUUUCCCGCCUACACCUUCCUUGGGUGCCUUAUCAGCAGGAGUACACCGUGACAAAGAGGGCUUUUCCAGCCCUGAGGGUGAGGUGGCAGAGUGUAUCAGUGAUGUUGAUGUCAUUUCAGACCCAACAGAAGACAUUACUUCUUUAGAAAGCCAGAGUAGUCGAGAAUGGUUAAAGGCAUCUCAGAUGACUGAACCAGCUGAUCAGAAGACAUAUAAACCAUCUGUAACAGAUGUAAUAAGUACCGGUAUAGUGGAAAAUAAUGUGUUACGACCUGCUCACCCUUCUUGCUCUGGCAUUAACAUUACAGAUGACGCGCAUACUGUGAGUUCCCCUCCUUUUGCAGAUGAAAGUGAGGAAGAAGAGGAAGUGGGCAUUGCUAUUAUGGAACUGAACACAUUAAAUAUCAACAGCAAGUCUUUCCAACCUUUAUAUUUAGCUUCCACUAAUCAAGAGACAGACUCAGCUUUGCAUGCAAAACCCUCAGAUAAACACCAGGAGGGGCUGUUGUUAAAGAACCAACGUGAACCUGCCCUCAGAGGUGUAAACCAGGAAGCAGGACAACAGGUGCCUGGCCAGGGAUCUCCACCUUUGUCGACCGUUGCCAUGGAGCCGUCCAAUCCAGGUGGGGCUGCUUCUGCUACAGGCUUUGCUUGCGUUGUUGCUGUGAGAGAAAGGCACAGCAGGGCGGGGGAAAGAACAGAGGGAGAAAAUGAGCAAACAGGUGGGGAGGAAGGGCAGAAAGAGAGCGGACUUAAAAGGAACAAGCCAGCUGGGCAGCAACACAGCGGGGGACUGUUGAGAUAUUCACAAACAGUCCAAAUACAAGAGCCGGAGAUAGAAAAAUAUAGCUGUGGUGUGUCUCUGAAGCACAGCAACCACACCAGGAUGGAGAAUGACUCAUGUGACGAUAGCCAGAGUGACAGUGGCGUAUCAGCUGAUUUCUCCCCGUCCAACACUUUGGAGAGCUCUCCAUCAACUGUAUCCAGAGAGACUCCCAUUGAGAGGGAGAUCCGAAGGGCUAUAGAGCGGGAACAUAGCCUGAGAAGAUCCAGAGGGCUUCCAAAUCUACGCAUCACUCCAGAGUAUGUAGAGGUUCCCUUAAGAAAAACUGUUCUUUCCAAUUCAGUAGCUGUGAAGACUGAGUGGUGUCAGGACAAAGAUAGAGAGUUUGCUGGCAAAAAGAUGCUGUAUGAGAUUCAAACGGAGACCCAGAGGGAGCAGGAUCUGGUCAAGCUUGGGAAAAUUCCAGGUUUUUAUGAUAAAGGCACAGUUCAACAAAUAAGGGAGAAGAAACAGAUCUAUGAGACCUUUCAGACACCCAGUGACUCAACUUUUACAGCCUCAACCAGUCGCAGGGCCCCAUCAGUUUCUUCUGUCAGCAAUGGUUCAACUCCCAAGAAGCAGGAAGACAUCUCAUCACAGGUAUCCACCACAGAAGACACACGUGUCGAGAAGAGACACAGUUUGGAUCUUCUUAGCCCGACACAGACCCCAAACUCUCCCAUAGGACGGAGUGUAACCAAAAACACUCUUCAAGGACCGGGUAUCUCACAGGGGACAAGUCGACAAGUCAUAAUCUUAGAGAACAACCUGAAGAACACAACACCGAAGAAACACCAAGACAAAUCAGAGGGUAUUACUGUUGUCGACUCUGGAAGUCCUUACAUCUUAUUGUCACAGAAAGGAGGGAAUGAAAAAGUAACAGAAAAAAGACAAGAAAAGGAGGAGGUGGAGGAUUUAGUACCCAAGGAGAACCCCUUUUUCAAGCUGCGCUCUUCAAAUAAUUUAGUGAAAGUGAAGGAGGAUAUCCAGGAGGCCCAGAAGAGGGAGAAGGAGCUUCGCAAGCAGAGGAUUAGUCUGUAUGGGGGCAGUGGUGGUGUUGGUGGUACACAAGGACAAGGAGGGGGAGAAAGAGAGGGAGGAAGGCCAGUCAGCAUGGAGUUAAAGAGUCCUGUGCUGUCAUUAAACGGACUGUCCGUUGCUGACGCACCUGGGUCAUCAUCCAAAGGAGAAACUGGACCCUCAGCAGCGCGCCUGUCAGUCAGCAAGUCAUUUGUGUGGCCCCCGGUCCAGGCUGAAGACGAGAAGAUUAACCGGCCAGAGCUCCCCCAGAGUCCUCGUACCCCUAGACAGAAGUCUCCUCUAGUGCUGCGCUGGGAAUCAGGUCUGAUCAAUGGACACAACAACAAGGACUUGGACUGAGAAAGGUCUUUUUACAGAGACCUGCAGAUGGGAAUAAGGAACAACGAUGAAGAGGAAGAAGGAGGGAACGUGGAGUGAGAAAGAGGUCAGGGAUUGAGGCUAGAAAAGGGGUCGGGAGUAUUGGGAGCAAGGAACAUGAUUUGUGGUGGACUAAAAAAAACCCUGAAGAGUCCUUCAGCAAAGAAGCGAUGUGAAUGGAGAACGUGGGGCACCUAUAAGUAGAUAAGCUCAUGGCCUGCUUCAGGUGCUGAAAACCCUUAAGACUAAUGAAUGUAAAAAGACAAUAAAAAUAAAAAUAAUAUGUAGGAGAAAAGAAGAAUUUAGGAGAUUUUCAAACAAUCAGGAACUCCUUCAUCUGUGGAUUUCUUAUGUUUUGAAAAAACAAUGUGUCAUCAAGAGUCUUAUGUGCUUAACAAUAUCUACAUAGAGGAAAUAAUUUAGUUUAUUACACAUGUAAACACCUUAUGCAAUCUGAUACAACAGCCAUGUAAUAAACCCUAUCUU